AUGGGACUCUCGGGACUUCUGCCUAUCCUGUUAUCACUCAUCCUCCUGGAGGAUGUCCAGGAAUCUGGGCUGGUUAAGGGGUUCUUUCUCAGAACAUGUCCCAAAAUCAGAGUAAAAUGCGAAAUCAAGGAAAGGAACCAAUGCAUGAAGCACAGACAUUGCCCGGAAAAGAUGAAGUGCUGCUUGUUCAGCUGUGGAAAGAAAUGUUUAGACCUCCGAAAAGAUACAUGCAGCAUGCCGAAGGAAGUUGGCGCCUGCAUGGCCUACAUUCCACGCUGGUGGUAUGAUA
Galeopterus variegatus (Sunda flying lemur) is the source of this 289-nucleotide messenger RNA. Its product is annotated as WAP four-disulfide core domain protein 6A-like. The record is from RefSeq and is a predicted model, not a curated record. Gene Ontology annotation, biological process: negative regulation of peptidase activity. The annotation marks the transcript as partial. Gene Ontology annotation, cellular component: extracellular region. The transcript has 3 exons. Lineage: Eukaryota; Metazoa; Chordata; Mammalia; Dermoptera; Cynocephalidae. Gene Ontology annotation, molecular function: serine-type endopeptidase inhibitor activity.